Messenger RNA from Notechis scutatus (mainland tiger snake), 2725 nucleotides. RefSeq names its product peptidylprolyl isomerase F (gene PPIF). Gene Ontology annotation, biological process: protein peptidyl-prolyl isomerization; protein folding. Gene Ontology annotation, molecular function: peptidyl-prolyl cis-trans isomerase activity; cyclosporin A binding. Lineage: Eukaryota; Metazoa; Chordata; Lepidosauria; Squamata; Elapidae. Gene Ontology annotation, cellular component: cytoplasm. The record is from RefSeq and is a predicted model, not a curated record.
UCUUUGUAGCUGCCGUUUCUGGACUCCUCCUCUUCCGAGAUGCUAGCGCUGCGCUCGGCCAGCCGCCUGCCGCUCCUCCUGGCGCAGCCUCAGCCGCGGGGCCGCCUGGCUGCCGCCGGCCGCGAGCUGCUGCUGGGGAGCCCGGCUGCCGUCUCCGAAAGCCGCGCUUGCAACAGCAGCAGCAGCGGCGGCAGCCCGAGAGCCUCGCCGAACCCGCUGGUCUUCCUGGAGGUGGGCGCAGACAACCAGCCGCUGGGACGCGUCGUGCUGGAGCUAAAAGCUGAUGUGGUACCCAAAACAGCAGAAAAUUUCAGAGUUUUAUGCACUGGAGAAAAGGGCUUUGGGUACAAAGGAUCCACCUUCCAUCGAGUGAUCCCUUCGUUCAUGUGCCAGGCUGGUGACUUUACUAAUCACAACGGUACAGGAGGAAAAUCCAUAUAUGGCAGUCGCUUUCCGGAUGAAAAUUUCAUUCUUAAACACGUUGGACCCGGUAUCCUCUCCAUGGCCAAUGCCGGCCCCAACACAAACGGAUCUCAGUUCUUCAUUUGCACGGCCAGAACAGAUUGGCUGGAUGGAAAGCAUGUUGUGUUUGGCCAGGUCAAAGAAGGAAUGGAUGUUGUGAAGAAAAUUGAAAGCUUUGGGUCAAAGAGUGGAAAGACUUCAAAGAAGAUAGUCAUUACCGACUGUGGCCAGCUGUGAUCAUUCAACCCCGUCAAGAUGUCUUCCCUGAAGAAUCAGAGAUGCAGAAAAGAAUGCCUCAAAACUAUUGACUUAGAGAUUUCUCAGUUAAUCCCCUUGGACGCCGCUGAAGUACAUGAAGAAGUCCAGUUGUCAUUUGAACCACCUCAAACUCUUCAUUUCAAUAGCCUUGUAUCACUUUUUAAAUACCCUAAUUAAAUUUUCUAUCCAUAGUAAGCCUGAACAUGUGAGAACCAUAGCUAGCUGGAUUGUAUCAAAAGGUUAUCCUGCUGUUGGUUAAAUUGAUACUUGAAUUUUUCCCCAUUUCAAGUCAAGGUAGGAUUGUGUAGGCCAUUAAGUGAAGAUGGCUUCCUAGUAGCAUCUUCCCCUUUAAACCUCAAACACAAACUCUUGAAAGAAUAUGUUGCCUUUCAGUUGAAGCUCUUCAUGUUUCUGUGGCUUGAAGACUGAAGAACCCUCCAAGCCGCAAACAUGGAAUUCAUGGAUUUCCUACAGUUUGUCUGAAACUAUGCCUGUGCCUGGAUCAUAAUAAGAACAAAACAAUGUAUGUUUAGGCUGCUUAGAAUGUAGCACUUGCAAGGAAUGUGCUGCUCCUAGAAUCUGGAUUUAGGAAUAUGGUACCGGAACAAAUAGAAUAUUUUUAUUAACUUGCAAAGAAAAAAAUUGAGGUUACUUAUUUCAGAUGCAACUAUGAAUUCAAGCAUCAGGGAAAACUGCGUAUAUCCACUGUUGUAAAUAUAGCACGAUAGCUUGACCGAUAUGCUCAACGGUAUAUUUCUCCUCUUACAAUUCUUUAUCAGAACCAGCAUUUGGAUUGCAUUUUGCUUCAUUUAAAAGUAGAUUAAAGACCCGCCAGGCUGCUAGGCAUAGCUUUGAGACUGUAAGUAGAUGAACUGGAUCACUAAUUUGAUUAUUUACACUCUUAACUUGCCACACCCAAUUAAAACAGAAAUUCUAAACCCAGACAGGUUCGUUGGUUUAUACCGUGAGCAGUGAAUUCCACAACAGAUUUCCCAUCUUCCCUUUUUUUAAAAAAAUUAAUUCAGAUUACUGUCCUAGAUCUCCACAUUCAGUUUCACACCAUAGAUGUAGCAGGUGGUUAGGGCUGGUGAUCUCCGUGCUUGGUACCACUGUCUUUAUCUCAGGAAUCUAAAGGUAGGGUGUGAUUUCACCAGAAUCCUACAAUGAUGGAAUUGUAGUCAGGGCAAUAGGAAAUAGAAAAUAACUCUUUAUCUAUCCUUGAAUGUUUGGGAGUUUUAUGAGGAACUUGGAACUGUUGACGUAAGCAGCCAUCUUGAAUUCUGCUGAAGGCAUGCUGAAAAUACCCACGCUGUAGUCUGUAACCAAUUGCACAUGUCUCCGCUAUGUGAGCAGAGUUAAAAAUUGAAGCCAGAUAUGUGUUGUCUUUUAUCAGACCUUGAAAUGUGAUGAUCCUUUUUAUGUGAAUUUGUAACUCCGUAAUAGUCAUUUCACUGAAGGUUGAAAACGCUGCCGUGGAACAGGUACCCUCGAUUUAACGGCCAUUCGUACAGUUCAAAAUGGUGGCAGCAGUGCUGAAUAAAGUGACGUCCAACCCAUCCUCCCCAGUUGCAGCCGUCACGUUAUCCCACGCCACCCCCACCCCCACAUAUGAUAGUGGCAACUCCCUCAUGUACAACGGUUGCCGUGUCUUGCACUUUCGCGAUCACAGUUGGCUUCCAACAACGUCAAUGUGGGAGCCUGCAAGGAAGGUUGUAGAUCACAAUCCCGUGAGGUCUGGCUUCACAACUGGCAAAAGCCGGUCACAAAAUGAGGUGCAGUCACAACAAGUAACACCACAAUUUUUUUUUUCCUGGUCUCCCUUGUGGUCGUUGGUUGAGGCCCUUUAUACGGAAGAGUCUAACAACAAAUAUGCUAUCUUGACAUGAUUUUCCCCGUUCUUUGAAAUGUUUUUUGAACUUGUUAGCUCAUGUUCUUUAUCAGUAAUAAAUGGUAUUUUUUUAUAACAUGUUUGUUUAAGUGUGUAAUAUAUUAAAUACCUUUGAUA